AUGGAACAAGAUAAUAAGAGUAUUAGAGAUUCCGAUACUAGAUUUUUACCUAAUAUUUCAAUUUUUGUCAAGACACUUAAAGGUAAAACAUUAGAAAUUGGACAAAUAACAACAAAUACUAAAAUUAGUGAAAUUAAAUUUAUAAUUUUAUUAAAAGAAAAUAUUCCAAUAGAACAACAACGUUUAGUAUUUGCUGGUAAACAAUUGGAUAAUGGAACAUUAGGGGACUAUAAUAUCCAAAAUGAGUCUACCCUUCAUUUGGUACUUCGUAAUCGUGGUGGUGGGAUUUACAUUUUUUAUAUUGAUGAUAAAUUUCUUUCCCCUAAAUUCAAUCAUGAUUUUACAAAUAUAGUUGAUAUUGAUACUUUUAUCAGAGGUGGAGAGAUUUAUAAGCGUCCAUGUGGCUGGAUGAGAUUUGCUUUAAAUGUGGAAGGAAUAUUUUCAAGUGAAGGAAGUGAAUGGUUAAGUUUUGAUAACUCACCAGGUGAAUGGGCAGUUUCUUAUCAUGGUACAGGUAAAUCGGAAUCUGGUUCUAUUGCAGAAGAUGGUUAUAACUUAUCAAAAGGAAAAAACUUUGCUUUUGGAAUAGGUAUUUACUCUACACCAUUGAUCGAAUGUGCGGCGAGAUAUGCAAAGUCCUUUAUUAACGAUGGUCACAAAUAUAUUGUUGUAUUUCAAAACCGUGUAAAUCCAAAAACAUUAGUAAAAAUUUCAAAAGAAAAAACAUGUGAUGAGGAGUAUUGGAUUUCACCAACAGAAAAAGAUAUCAGACCAUAUGGUAUUUGUAUUAAAAAAUCAUUAGUAUAA
Molecule: messenger RNA, 807 nt
Organism: Dictyostelium purpureum
Lineage: Eukaryota; Evosea; Eumycetozoa; Dictyosteliales; Dictyosteliaceae
Exons: 1
Coding region: 1-807 (268 amino acids)
Molecular function (GO): protein binding
Source: RefSeq, a predicted model, not a curated record